Molecule: messenger RNA, 4282 nt
Organism: Actinia tenebrosa (Australian red waratah sea anemone)
Lineage: Eukaryota; Metazoa; Cnidaria; Anthozoa; Actiniaria; Actiniidae
Product: pyruvate dehydrogenase phosphatase regulatory subunit, mitochondrial
Cellular component (GO): mitochondrion; mitochondrial matrix; cytoplasm
Molecular function (GO): protein binding
Source: RefSeq, a predicted model, not a curated record
UUGUGUUCAAUGGUUUGAUCUGUACUUACGAUUAGUCACUUCUACCCUCGUACAAGAACCGAAAAAGGGGAAAAAUGUUUUCUAGUAAACAAUGCCUUAUGGAUCGUAAAAGUUCUAGCUGAUGAAAUGGCCUCUCCGUCUUUCAGAUACGCUUUUCGUAGAUAUUGAAAGAUGUAUCGAAGUGGAUUGAAGAACGUUACGCCGUUCAGGUCCUCAAGCCUUCGCAACAAAUUUUUGCCAGUGUUAUCGAGAAUUUCUCCACUGUUUCCGACCCCACUCAGCAGACAACAAACCACAAAGAAUAGUCUGCACACAGAUGCUGGCUUACCUUCCAAAGCAGAGAUUGUGAUUUGUGGAGGUGGUAUCAUCGGCUGUUCUGUUGCUUACCAUUUGUCUAAACUUGGCUGGAAUGAUAUCAUACUGCUAGAGCAAGGAAGCCUGACAUGUGGAACAACAUGGCAUGCUGUAGGACUGAUCGGCAAAAUGCGCGCAACAAGCUCUGAAACAGCGCUAUCCAACUAUGGCACCGAACUUUACCAAAAGCUGGAGGAAGAAACUGGACUAGCAACAGGUUUCAAAACGUGUGGCGGGAUGUAUGUGGCAAGGACGGAGGAGCGUAUGACUCUACUUAAGAGAAACGAAGCAAAGUGCAGGAUGUUUGGRAUCCAGGCAGAAUUAUUAACACCGCAAAAAUGUCAAGACCUUUGGCCUGUGGAGCUACGCAUCGACGACUUGCAGGGCGGUUUGUGGAUUCCUGAGGAAGGCGCAGCCAACCCAACUGACAUCAGUCAGUCGUUAGCUCGUGGUGCUAUCAUGAAUGGUGUGAAGAUUUACGAGAAAGUGACCCUGGAUUCUGUGAUCACAGAAGGUGGUAUCGUGCAGGGGGUAGCCACAGACAAAGGGGACAUUAACUGUAGUAUAUUCAUCAACUGUGCUGGACAGUGGGCAAGAGACGUUGGACUGAAAAGUAACCCAGUAGUGAACAUCCCUCUUCAUUCCUGUGAGCAUUUCUACGUGGUCACCAAAGAUGUCCCAGGCGUCCAUUCCCUGUUGCCCAACCUUCGCGAUCCGGACGGCCAUAUUUAUUUCCGAGAAUGGAGCGGAGGGCUGAUGAUUGGAGGGUUUGAGCCCGAGUCUAAGCCGUGUUUUCACGAUGGGAUUCCGAAGAAUUUUGAAUUCCAGCUUUUGCCCGAAGACUGGGAUCAUUUCGAGGUCUUGUUGAAUGAGAUACUUCAUCGAGUACCUAUCAUAGAGAAUGUGGAGAUUCGCCAGCUUAUCAACGGACCAGAGAGCUUUACUCCUGAUGGACGAUAUAUACUCGGAGAAGCACCUGAGGUUCGUAACUACUUUGUAGCAGCCGGUAUGUGUUCUAGUGGUAUUGCUAGUGCGGCAGGAGUUGGUAAAGCCCUAUCAGAAUGGAUUACAGAGGGACACCCAACACUAGACAUAUGGCCCGUGGACAUCAAACGCUUCUCUCGUCACGAUAAUAAUAAGCGCUUCUUGCGUGACCGGGUCAAAGAGACUCUAGGAUGGCAUUACACGCUUCGAUUCCCGUACACGGAGAAUCAGUACGCGAGGAAGGUCAAGACAUCGCCAUUGUAUUCUCAGCUUGACGCGGCAGGAGCGGUGUGGGGAGAGAAAAUGGGCUGGGAGAGAGCUAACUGGUUUAGCCUGCCUGAAGAAGAACUCGAGUGGAAUAGUACAAUUCAAUCAAGUAAAAGUCCAUUCGGAAAACCAAGUUUCUUCAGGAAUGUACAGAUGGAGGUAAAAGCUUGUCACGAAAAUGUGGCUUUGGUUGACAUGACGUCCAUGGGCAUCUUCGAAAUCAGUUCAUUCCACGAGAAAUCAUGUGAACAGUUUCUACAGUUAUUAUGCGCAAAAGACGUCGACAUCCCAGUGGGUGGUGUGGUGCAGACAGCCCUGCUGAAUAAGGAAGGUUGUUAUGUGAUGGAAUGUACUGUAGCAAGAACUGACAAAAAUAGUUACCUCAUAAUCAUCCCAACUGCCUUCACCCAGGCUGCGCAUUUCUGGAUCUCACGGCACAUCCCUAAAAACUCCACGUUAACAUUAAGAGAUGUGCAGUCCUCUUACGUCGUUCUUGGAGUCCUGGGGCCGAAGUCGGAUCAACUGCUCCAGAGUCUGACCAGAACACCUCUCAACAAGGAAGACUACCCUAUCAACACCUUUAAGACACUAGAAGUGGUAUACGCAACUGAUGCCAAGGCUUUAAGAAGAACAAAUGUUGGUGAUCUGGAAAAAGGUUGGCAGCUAUUCAUCCCUACACAGUUCGCGCAUGGUCUGUAUGAUCAUAUGAUGACCGCUGGAAAGCCAUUCGGCAUCACCAACGCAGGAUGCUACUGUGUCGAUUCUCUUCGUAUCGAGAAAGGAUACCCACGAAUGGGGAUUGAAUUAACAUCAUUUGUCACUCCAUACGAAGCCGGCCUGGAGAACAGAAUUGACCUUCAAAAGGAAACCGAUUUUAUUGGCAAGGAAGCGCUGCAGCGCCUAGAAGGAAAGCCACUUAACAAACGGCUGAUAUUCAUGGCUUUGGAAGAACACGACAGCAACAACAUUCCCUGGGGAGGAGAACCAGUUUUCCGGAAUGGCAAAAUCGUAGGGUCAGUUUCGUCCGCGUCUCUCAGCUUCGUGCUCAACAAACCGGUGUGUAUGGGGUACGUAAAGAAUACAGAAGAACCUAUCACCGAUGAAUACAUCAGGAACGGUAACUUUGAAGUGGAUGUUGCUGGUCAGCGGUUCCCCGUGAAGGCUGCCUUGCAUAGAUUCAAAGAGCAGUCGACGGAAAAUUUUCUCAAUAAGGUUUUUAUAUGAAGUAUGACGCGACGUUAGACAAUGGUGGUGAGAACGUAAUGCGCAUGCGCAUGUUCGGAAAUAGGGCGAGAAUAGCUGAGCAUGCGCAAUUCUAGAUCUUGGAGUGUAACAAAGUGACCGAAAAAUCCCUUGGCAUAUAAAUAACAAUGAAACAGACGCCAUAUUGGUGGAUCUAACAAGAGAGGCUUAAUGAGGAACGAUUUGUUAUUGUCAACCAACAUGGCGGCUAUGACGUAACAUGCACGCCAAGAAUAUGGAAAAUGAAAAUUUGUGCGUUUUUAAUACCUUAAACCAAUGUUUCCUCUAAAUUCGAUAAACAUUAUAGGUUCUGGUCACGUUUAAUAACCAUAUAACGCACGAUGAACAGAAGUUGUUCAAACGGAAGCCAGACCAUAUUUCAAUGUAUGCCGCUAUCGCAGAAAAUGACAUUUACGUUGAUAACGCAUGCCCAUGCGCAAUACGUUGUCUCGCCACUGGCGAAAAGUAUAGGUAAAGGAUGCAAAAGGACUUGGAGUCACAACUAUUCUUUUAUUCUUAUUGGAUUUAUAUUUAAACAUUAAUUCAAAUUCGUUAUGAAACGAAUUUUUUUGAAAUGUUUUAUUUUUUAUGCUUGUGGCAGGCGCUUUUUUGAAUGGAAUUUGAAAAUCCGGCUGAGUUUUUGGAACAAAACAUAUAUUUAAUAAUUUAAAAGAUGAAAAUUGUAAAGUAAAUGAAAUUAAGGCAAUUGCCUUAACUGCAGCCCAAGAGAAUCUUUGAUCGCUUAAUAUUCUUGACGUACCUUUUCCAUAGAGGACCCCCAAAUAGCAAACAGCAUGAUUUUACAUCAAAAAUGGAUGCACCAAACAGAGUGUUUCACGGCAUUCAUGCUCAUAUUUUUGCAUCAUUUUAAAUUUCCCAAAAGAGAAAUGAUAAUGAUGAUGAUGAUAAUAAUGAUAAGGAUGAUGAUGACGAUAGUAAUAUUUUUAUUAUUCCUAACGCGCAAAUCAGCAUGUUCACAUGCAUAUGAUCAAGUGCGAGCUCAAAUUUAAUUUUGACGACGCUAGAGUGAAUCGAAUUUGACGCCUAAUACUAGAAUCGCCUGGAAGCCCAAGAGCUAAAAAACUCCCAAUUACGCAUCAUUGAUAAUUUAUUAAAAUUUCAUACACCAGGUUUGGGCGCUGGGGCCUGCUGCAUCUUAUUUACCAUGCAGUCUUCCUCGCAUCGCAAAACCACAGCGAUCCACUGCGUGAUAAUGAAGCUAAGCAGCUAAUAUUUAAUUUUUUAUCUUAAUUUAUACUUUCGUUCUAUUUAUUAUAAUUAAGGGCUAGAGAUUAAUGACUCUCAUGAAUGAAUCUUAAUGUAAAGUAAUUUGUUGGAUAAUAAGAUGAAUAAUUGAUAAGUUUUGUAAAAAAAACAAUAAUAAUUUGUUAAAGCGGGAAAUUGGAAUAAAAACAUCAAGAGUUUUACAAUAUUA